CUGACAAAUUCUCGCCUCCCUUGUAUUGUACAAUGAUAAUCCCGCUGAAGGAUGCCAAACGUGAAAGUUUCAGCUCUGAUUUUCAGCUACCCAGGCAAGUUGCAUGAACAAUAAGACCGGGUCCUUAAACCCUUAAAAGUGUAUAAUGACAUCGGUCAGCCCCGCUGAUACCGUCUCGCUACGAUGUUUUUUUUCUUCCCUUGCUAUGAAGAGCGUAUCAUGAGAUCAGACUCGGCUCUAGAUACGCAGCGCGUCCUCGAAUGAGAUAAAAUAGGAAAAUUUUGGCGCUUCCAUGGCAAUCCUUGCUAUUUACUAUUAAAGCCCUACUCCUCAGCAGCUUUUUAAGUUCUAAGAUUGGCGAAAUUGUCUGAAUGCUUGCUGAGCUUUCAACCUGUAUUUAUUCAUAUGUGCGUGUGAGGUUUUUGCGUCGCUAACUAAUAUCGUCACGCCUGCGAGCCCGAGCCUCCGAACGUAGUACCCCCCAAACUGAUAAAUAUCCGUUGCGACAAGCUCCGGUCCUACCGGUGACACCGUUGCGGAUAGCCGAAUCUCAACGAAGCUUGCCUACCUUAACUACCUACCUCCUAGCUACGUAGGCAUUGUUUCGGUUUCUAUCUACGGCCUCAAUUAUAUAGCGCUGCUCGAAUUUCGCUCCACGAAAUUUUCUCGCUUCUUGCGUCCUUGGCUCAAAUUUUCUCUUGGACAAGAUGGACGAGGACCAAGGCCCGUCCCAAAUCGUGCCGCAGCACGAACCAAGGAAGACCCUGAGCAGCCGACUACGUAGUGUCAAGAAGACUCUCUUCACGAAACAAGGACUUGUAGGUGACUACGAUUAUGGCUUCCUUCUCAGGCCGAACUUACCGUUCAUGAAGAGGUCUCGACAAGCCUCGCCCUUCUUCGGCCUGAACGAUAAGAUGCCUGUUGUUUUGGCACUCCUCCUCGGCCUCCAGCAUGCUUUGGCGAUGCUAGCCGGAGUUAUCACGCCUCCUAUCCUGAUGUCGGGGUCGACCGGCGUUAACUUCCCUCCCGAUAUGCAGCAAUACUUGGUUUCGACAGCUCUGAUAGUCUCCGGCAUACUCUCUAUGGUCCAGAUUACCAGAUUUCAUAUCUACAAGACGCCAUAUUACAUCGGGACAGGGCUCAUCUCCGUCGUCGGGAUCUCCUUUUCCAUCAUCCCCGUCGCCCAGGGAGCUUUCGCGCAGAUGUACGCCAACGGCUUUUGCCCAACCGACGCGGACGGCACGAAACUGCCCUGCCCAGAUGCUUACGGCGCACUUCUGGGCACCGCAGCGGUAUGCGCGCUCGUCGAAGUGCUCAUCGCCUUUAUACCUCCCAGGAUCAUGUUGAAGAUUUUCCCUCCUAUCGUUACCGGCCCGACGGUGAUGUUGAUUGGCAUCAGCCUCAUCGAAACGGGCUUUAAGAACUGGGCCGGAGGCAGCGGACCAUGCGCCGAUGCUACGCACGCUGCAUACUUCGACGUCUGUCCGAAUGUAGGCGCACCUCACGCCUUGCCGUGGGGCUCGCCGGAGUAUCUAGGCCUUGGCUUCUCCGUCUUCCUCACGGUUAUCCUCUGCGAACGAUUUGGAGCCCCGAUCAUGAAAUCCACGAGCGUUAUAAUUGGUCUCCUCGUCGGCUGCAUCAUCGCCGCCGCGACGGGUUACUUUGACCGUUCGGGCAUCGAUGGCGCCCCUGUCGCUUCUUUCGUUUGGGUUCACACGUUCAAGCUUACCGUCUACGGACCCUUGGUCCUCCCGGUCAUAGCUGUUUUCAUCAUCUGCGCAUGCGAGUCUAUCGGCGAUAUUACGGCCACAUGCGACGUGUCGCGCCUCGAAGUAGACGGAGGGAUAUACGAAUCUCGCAUCCAAGGCGGCGUGCUCGCCGACGGCCUGAAUGGCAUCCUUGCUGCUCUUAUGACGAUUACGCCCAUGUCUACUUUUGCUCAAAAUAACGGCGUCAUUGCUCUCACACGCUGCGCGAACCGGACUGCCGGAUACUGCUGCUGUUUUUUCUUGAUCAUCAUGGGCAUAUUUACGAAAUUUGCCGCCGCUCUUGUUGCUAUUCCUUCUGCCGUUCUCGGCGGCAUGACUACGUUCCUGUUCUGCUCUGUGGCUGUGUCAGGUAUCGCGAUCAUAUCAAGGGGCGUCCCAUUCACACGUCGAAAUCGAUUCAUAUUGACUGCCGGGCUGUCGAUCGGAUAUGGAGCGACCUUGGUCCCGACCUACUUUGGAAACGUCUUCAGCUAUAGCGGCGACAACAGAGGGCUCCAGGGAUUUCUAGACGCUAUCGUGUUAAUUAUGGAGACAGGUUUCGCCGUCACCGCCUUUGUUUGUAUUAUCCUCAAUCUUGCUCUGCAAGAGGAGAUAGAAGAGACGGACGAAAGGCUGGUGUCCACGGACGAGCCCGUGGUGUCUAAGAUUGCCAAUCGUCAGAGCUUAGAUAGCAGCAGGAAUACUUCGGGAGGCGAGAAGCAGAGAUGAUGGAUUUUUUAUAUUUUAUUUUUAUUUUAUUCUAUAUCCCAGGUACCUAAUCUAGCAGUGAGGUACAAUUAAAUUCAGUACAAUUGAUAUGUUAGGUACCUCCUAUUA
This is a messenger RNA of Daldinia caldariorum, 2585 nucleotides long. RefSeq names its product Xanthine/uracil permease. Gene Ontology annotation, cellular component: membrane; fungal-type vacuole. NCBI's taxonomy places the organism in Eukaryota, Fungi, Ascomycota, Sordariomycetes, Xylariales, Hypoxylaceae. The record is from RefSeq and is a predicted model, not a curated record. Gene Ontology annotation, biological process: transmembrane transport; xanthine transport. The transcript is spliced from 6 exons. Gene Ontology annotation, molecular function: xanthine transmembrane transporter activity. Bases 708 to 2477 code for a protein of 589 amino acids.